Messenger RNA from Dermacentor albipictus, 1417 nucleotides. The record is from RefSeq and is a predicted model, not a curated record. NCBI's taxonomy places the organism in Eukaryota, Metazoa, Arthropoda, Arachnida, Ixodida, Ixodidae.
UUUUCCUCUCUCCUUUUUCUGUGCGCAGCGCCCCGUGUGGUGACCGCUCCCGAAAACACCCGCAACCGGACGGGAGGCCGGGCCGCCAUGACGUGUGAGGUGACUGGCUUCCCGGUGCCCACCGUCGAGUGGCGCGUCGACCACGGAGACGGACCACUCAAGGCACUGCCCACGGACAGCUCUCGCAUCAGCGUGCAGAGCCGCGGCGGACCGGACAGCUUCGAGGUGACCAGCUGGCUGCAGCUGCUCGAUCUGCGCCCCGAGGACACGGCCACCUACUGGUGCGUGGGGGCCAACGAGAACGGAGAGGCGUCGGCCGCCGCCAAGCUCAACGUGCUGCCGUAGAGGGGCUCUUUUUGUUGUUGACUCAGCUUUUUUGUUACGUAUACACACGAUUGCACACUCGCGCCUCGUCCACUUCGUUCGUGUCUUUUUUUAAUUUGUUUUUGUUUCGUCUACGUAAAAGUGCCGCGUGUCUCGUUUCUCGAGGAUAUACUGUUCUGACACGGUUCACUGUCACAAAUGCUUUCGGUGUCGUAAUGUGACUGUAUAGACUGUACUUGAGAGACCAAAGCCGCUCAUUCUUAAUCUUCUUCACGCGUUGUAGCAUGACGUCGCGUGUCACCAUUCAAACAAACACACACACAAAAAGGAAGAAAAAAAAAGAUACACAUUGCCACACAUCGCAGACAGGAGAGACGACGAUGAACAGCGAGAUUGUCGCAGUGGUUACAUGAGACCGUUAUAAACAGACUACUGUCGAGAAAUUACGUACAAUUUACGAAACGCCGAUACUCAAGUAAAAAAAAAAGAACUAGUGCUGAAGUACAGGGUGUACCAAGAGAUAAAAACUUGCCGCGCUAACGCGCUCGUAUAGUAAGCUGUGCAGCUUCCAACUUACGGCCGGUAUUAAUAGGGACCUUCUGGCGGAAACCGUCAAAAAUGGAGAUCGAAGAGAAACAGAGUAUGCUGACCACAUUUUCUCACGACCUGUUACGACUGGCUCCUGCCAUUUCAACGAGGAUCCAUUCUCUACUGCAUUUGUACAAUGCCAGCGCCAGUGACGACACGCAUGGGCGCACCAGCCGAGAUUCUAGUCGCGUGUCAGUUCAUUACUCACUGCCACCGUGCUUCGCCGUAUGCUUGCAGGAUGUAGAGGGCGACACGUACUUUUUUGUGCGCACAGACAGAGCCGUGCAUUUAUGCGAGCAACAAGCACUUUCUUUUUUAUGGUGCUGCAAGUCCUGCCAGUCUGUUAUUUUCUCUUUCGACCGUUGGCACUUAAUCGUGUUCUGAAAUAUACGAGCCGUAAUGCCUUUUUUUUUCCUUGUUGUGGAAAUCGGCAUUCACUUGCGCGGUCUACUUUGGCUUUUUUUUAGAGAAAGAUAUAUUGCAAUAAAGAACUUUACAAAAGUUG